Xenia sp. Carnegie-2017 is the source of this 2569-nucleotide messenger RNA. RefSeq names its product sterol regulatory element-binding protein cleavage-activating protein-like. The record is from RefSeq and is a predicted model, not a curated record. Gene Ontology annotation, cellular component: Golgi membrane; endoplasmic reticulum membrane. Bases 193 to 2208 code for a protein of 671 amino acids. Gene Ontology annotation, biological process: SREBP signaling pathway. Gene Ontology annotation, molecular function: sterol binding. NCBI's taxonomy places the organism in Eukaryota, Metazoa, Cnidaria, Anthozoa, Malacalcyonacea, Xeniidae. The transcript has 18 exons.
GCGGCCCGACUAAAACCGUGGGUGUGAUGCUCGUUAUAAGAUUUCAAUUGUUUUCACUUGUUAGUCACUACUAUAGCCAACACGUUUCUACAUUGUCCUGUAGAAUUUGUACUGGUGAACACAUCUUGAUUUUAUGAUAGGGCUUUUGCGAUAUAAUAAUUUAUUAGAAGAAAAGAAGACAUUAAGCAACAGAUGCAAGAAGUCAGUGAGGAUGACUAUCCUGCAGUUUCAGAUAGAAGUUUAUUAGAAAGAAUUUAUUAUCAUCAUGGUCUUUUCUGUGCCAAUCAUCCUGGUGUGAUUAUAUGCAUUUGUGCAGUUUUUGUAUUUACAUGCAGUGCACCAAUUCUUAUCUUCUUUUCAUUGGAUGCCAAAAUUCCUUCAGAAUGGAAUGAGACAAUAUCAGCAAAGAAUGUAAAUGAAAAUAAGCCAAACUGGUUAAAAGAAAAGCCUGCUGUAUACAUUCAACAAGUAGCUGUUAGUGUUUUACUUGGUAAAGUAAACAACAGUUUGAUGUUACCCUAUGGAUUACAUGAAGCUUUCCAUCCUGUUUUUGAGAUAGUUGAUUUUUUGAAUGAAUAUCAAUUUACUGAAAGCAAUGGAAAAAGAAUGAAGAUAACUGAUCUUUGCUUUCUUAUACGUCAUUAUGAUUCAUUCUUGCUUGGUGAAGAGGCAAAAUUUUUACCAAGAGAUGGAUGUCUUCAAAUAUCUCCAGCCAAUCUUUGGAAUGACGUUGCUAGUUUUCAUACUGAUAAAGAUAUUGUAAGUAAAAUAUAUGGAAAGUCAAGGGAUAACGUCAGUUUGAAAGAAAAUAUAUUUGGAGUACCUCUUCAAGCAAUAGGUUUGUUUCCUUUGCCCGGAAGUAAUGAGUGCCUUGUCAUUCGUUAUGCCGUCACUAUUGUAUUGGAGGAAUUCCACCAAAACUUUAUGGAGAAUAUGAAGAAAAAUUUGCACAACAAGUUUCCAGCCAUAGUCGAAGUUGAAAGAAGUUCUACUUUGGUUCAUAUACAUUACGAGGGUGAAAAUAUCAUUGAAAUAUACCAUCUGUGUUUUGUAUAUUUUAUCGUUUUCAUAUAUCUUGGUUUUUCAUUAUCCAAAAUAGAGAUGGUGAAAUCUAAACUUGGUCUUGCACUUAGUGCUGUUGUGACUGUUGUUGCUUCACUUGCAAUGGCUGCAGGAUUGUGUGUAUUUUUUGGUGUGGUUCCUUCUCUAAGCAGUAGACUGAGUGAAAUCUUCCCAUACCUCGUUAUCAUUAUUGGACUAGAGAAUAUUUUGGUGAUAACGCGAUCUAUCGUCUCCACGCAUCCGUGUCUUCCUGUCCCCGUUCGUGUUGCCGAAGGUUUGAGUAGAGAAGGUCGAUCCAUCACGUUAAACUUAGUUACCGAACUUCUGUUGCUUCUGUUUGGUUACUUCACUUUCGUACCUGUUGUUCAGGAGUUUUGUAUGGUUGGAGGUGUGGGCGUUCUUACUGACUUUUUCCUGCAAAUAGUAUUCUUUGCGACUGUUCUUUCCAUUGAUCUAAGUCGUCUUGAGCCUUCCACGCAGUACAUGAAGUCUCCGCAUGUUGAAAUUAAUGUGUCCAACAGUAUGCGGCCAACUCAAAAACCAAGUAAUGUUACAGAAGCUAAAGCGUUACCUGAAAAGACCGCUGUACAUAAAGCAAACAACUGGAGUGAUGUUUGGGCAUAUCUCUGUAAUCCAAAAAAGAUAUUUUCUUUGCGUCAAGAUCUUCCAAAGAGAUUAAACUUCGCCUAUUUUUGGGCAAGGACAAGAAUAGCUCAGAGAGGAAUUAUGGUUUUCGCCAUCGUUUACUUUAUAUAUAUCACAUCGUCGACGAUUUCUUUUACGGAGGAAAGUUCCACAGGGAUGAAAGAAAAAAACUCCAAUGGAAAUCACUCAAAUACACAUUCUAAAAACGUUUCAAAACAAGAACUUUUCAACACAUCUGCUUCUUUUAAUAAAGUCAAAUUUCUUUAUUCCUACGUAACGGAAUCCAAAGAAAAACGUAUAAAAAAAGAACGUAGAAAUCUUGAUUCCUGUGAUGAUAAAUUCAAGCGUACGGGAUUUUGGAGAAAUCUUUCGCGACAACACUGGCCGGAGUUUUUAGACCUUUAUGGCAUUAAUUUGAUGGAUAGAUAUAUCACUGUCCUACCUCAAAUCAAUCUUCAGUUUAAAAUGAACAAAACUCGUCUCACCGAUAAUACAAAUUAACUGACAAUUUGUCAAAGUUCUAUGAAGAUUUUAGCAAAGACUUUAGGCGCUCGUCUCGAGAUCAUGCUGUUGAACUGGCUGGUCUUGUGAAGAUCGUGUAUCUUAUAACGGCUAUCGUUGUAAUUAUCUCUGUUUACCUCAUUUAUCAACUACUAUCCACAAGACCCCGACAUAAGUUGAGAAAAAUGAAACCGAAAUCUGUCAUGCUUCUCACAUCUCCAAUAAUUCUAGAUGGCCAUCGUCAGAAUAUUGAAUGUCUUGAGUGCAGCAAUGGUGUCAUUGUUAGUUCGUGUCUUGAAGGCAUUGUUCGCGUGUGGGAUGCUAAAACAACUGAAUGUAUCAACGUUUAUGAAAGAGAAAG